This is a messenger RNA of Gossypium raimondii (Peruvian cotton), 1310 nucleotides long. RefSeq names its product cytochrome b561 domain-containing protein At2g30890. The transcript is spliced from 4 exons. The record is from RefSeq and is a predicted model, not a curated record. NCBI's taxonomy places the organism in Eukaryota, Viridiplantae, Streptophyta, Magnoliopsida, Malvales, Malvaceae. The coding region runs from base 489 to 1256 and encodes 255 amino acids. Gene Ontology annotation, molecular function: transmembrane monodehydroascorbate reductase activity.
UGUAAUAGUUAUGUUUUGGAUGUAAAUUAUGGAGCAAUAGGAGUAGUGGGAAGCAGUGAAUAGUGUGUAGUCUGCCAAUGUCCACCCUAUAGUCUCUUCUGAUUGACUUCUUCUUCUAUCUUCUGUAUUUGAAAUCUAGCCUCACCUUUUAGCUCUGAAAUUCCACCUUCUGCAACACCCCAAAAAAGCUAGUCCAGAAAUGAACCCCACAUGGUUAAAGUUGUAAACUAUUCGAAAAUGGCCACCAACCCAAACUAUCCACUUCCAUGCAAUAUGCACAAAAGAAUUGUAUUUAAAAGAUACCACUCUCUGGCAUGUUUUAAACAAAAGGGUACAUUCUGAAAGCUACACUUCAGCUUUAUCAAAUUUAUAUAUACAUUUACAUAAUCUUUUUCCAUUUUAUUAUGUAUGAGUCUACAUAAGAGAGGAUUUCCCUGUCUUUUCAGCUCCAUUUGUGUUCAUCUUUAUCUUUCACUAAUAGAAGAACAAUGCAAGUUCUGGUCGGGAAACUGUUCCCUUUCACCAUUUUUAUAUGUCUUAUGAACAUAAUUGUUCUGCCAUUAGUCAGCUCGUCAUCUCAACAACAUGUGAAGUCCAUUGACAGCAUUGCAGAUAAAAAAGACAGCAUUCAUAAGGUGAGUCAUAAACUGAUGUUUGAGAUUAGACUACAUGGAUUCCUCCUUUGGGCAUCAAUGGGGUUUUUAAUGCCUGUUGGGAUACUUGCUAUUCGAAUGUCAAAUAGACAAGAAUGUGGAACAAGGCUUAAGAUUCUUUUCUAUGUUCACGUAGUUUCACAGAUCCUUUCUCUACUUAUUUCAACAGCUGGGGCAGUCAUGUCUCUGAAAAACUUCAAUAAUUCCUUCAACAAUCAUCACCAAAGACUAGGGUUAGCUUUAUAUGGAAUCAUAUGGUUACAAGCAUUGACUGGGGUUCUUCGUCCAUGCAGGGGAUCCAAGGGAAGAAGUGGAUGGUUUUUUGCACAUUGGUUACUGGGAACUGCAAUUUCCAUUUUAGGUAUAAUCAACAUUUACACUGGAUUGAGGGCAUAUCAUGAAAAGACAUUAAGAAUCAUAAAGCCUUGGACCAUAGUUUUGACUGCAGAAAUAUCUUUGAUUGCUUUCGUUUACUUGUUUCAAGACAAAUGGUUGUAUAUUCAAAAGCAAGGACUUAUUUUGGGAGAUGAAUCAGUAACACCUAAACCACAAGAUAGUUCAUCCACUGAGAAGCAAAAGGAAUCAAGUAGUGAGAAAUAUUGAAGAAAAUAAAACAUUUUAAUCUGUGAGUUAAUUAAAGUUAGUAUUUUUCGUCCA